Molecule: messenger RNA, 3946 nt
Organism: Jaculus jaculus (lesser Egyptian jerboa)
Lineage: Eukaryota; Metazoa; Chordata; Mammalia; Rodentia; Dipodidae
Gene: Wdr3
Product: WD repeat domain 3
Exons: 27
Coding region: 115-2949 (944 amino acids)
Biological process (GO): maturation of SSU-rRNA
Cellular component (GO): small-subunit processome; Pwp2p-containing subcomplex of 90S preribosome
Molecular function (GO): snoRNA binding; protein binding
Source: RefSeq, a predicted model, not a curated record
UCGGGCGGAAGAAGCUGCAGAGAGAGACCCGCACGGAGCGGGCGCGUGCUCCGCUGCGCUAGCUCCAGCCUCGCGCGUGCUGAGAUUGCCUCACCUGUUAUCAUACAUCAUAACAUGGGGCUCACCAAGCAGUACCUACGCUAUGUUGCUAGUGCUGUUUUUGGCUUGAUUGGCAGCCAAAAAGGUAGCAUUGUUUUUGUGACACUUCGUGGUGAGAAAGGGCGCUAUGUGGCAGUACCAGCCUGUGAACAUGUUUUCAUCUGGGACUUAAGGAAAGGAGAAAAGAUCCUUAUCCUUCACGGGCUUAAACAAGAAGUCACUUGCUUAUGCCCCUCCCCGGAUGGGCUACAUUUAGCUGUCGGUUAUGAGGAUGGGUCCAUCCGAAUCUUCAGUCUCCUUAGUGGGGAAGGAAACGUGACCUUCAAUGGACACAAAGCAGCUGUCACCAGCUUGAAGUAUGAUCAUCUAGGAGGCAGGCUGGCUUCUGGAUCCAAGGAUACAGAUGUGAUUGUAUGGGAUGUUAUCAAUGAAAGUGGCCUCUACCGUCUAAAAGGGCACAAGGACGCCAUCACACAAGCAUUGUUUCUACGGGAAAAGAACCUUCUAGUUACGAGUGGGAAAGAUACCAUGGUGAAAUGGUGGGACCUUGAUAACCAGCACUGCUUCAAAACUAUGAUUGGCCACCGAACUGAGGUAUGGGGGUUGGUUCUGGUGUCAGAAGAAAGGCGACUAAUCACUGGGUCUUCUGACAGUGAACUGAGGGCCUGGGACAUAACCUACCUGCAGGAGAUUAAUGACCCAGAAGAACCAGAGCCCAAGAAAAUCAGAGAAUCUUCGCCUGGAAUCCAUGAAGCACCUGAAGCAGAAGAUGGCUCCUUUGAGUUUGAUGAGACACCCCAGGAUCGCAUCCUUUCGUGCAGAAAAGCUGGUUCCAUAAUGCGUGAAGGAAGAGACAGAGUUGUGAACCUUGCCGUUGACAAGACAGGGAAGAUUCUUGCUUGCCAUGGAACUGAUUCUGUACUAGAAGUAUUUUGCAUCCUUUCCAAGGAGGAAGUUCAGAAGAAAAUGGAUAAGAAAAUGAAGAAAGCUAGAAAGAAAGCAAAAUUAAGUUCUUGCAAAGGGGAGGAAGAGGAGGACUUUGAAAUCACUGUGGAAAUGACUCUGAAAGAUGAAAUCCAGCAGUUGACUAAUAUCAAAACUUCUGCCAAGAUCAAGUCCUUUGACUUGAUUCAUUCACCUCAAGGAGAGUUAAAGGCAGUCUUUCUGCUGCAAAACAACCAGGUGGAAUUGUAUUCUCUCAAUGCAUCCCUGCCUACUCCUCAGCCUGUCCGGAUGGGCAGAAUCACCAUGGGUGGUCACCGCAGUGACGUGCGUACUUUGUCAUUCAGCUCAGAUAAUAUUGCUGUGCUUUCAGCUGCAGCUGAUUCUAUUAAGAUAUGGAACAGGUCCACACUGCAAUGUAUUCGCACAAUGGCCUGUGACUAUGCACUCUGCUCCUUCUUUGUUCCUGGUGACAGGCAGGUGGUUAUAGGAACAAAGUCAGGGAAACUGCAGCUUUAUGACUUGGCCUCCGGAAGUCCACUGGAGACGGUGGAUGCUCAUAGUGGAGCUUUGUGGUCCAUGUCUGUUUCUCCAGAUAAGCGUGGCUUUGUGACAGGUGGUGCUGAUAAGUCAGUGAAGUUCUGGGAUUUUGAGUUGGUAAAAGAUGAAAGUAGUAUCCAGAAAAGGCUGUCUGUGAGGCAGACCCGAACCUUGCAACUAGAUGAAGAGGUCCUGUGUGUCAGUUGCUCUCCUAAUCAAAAGCUUUUGGCUGUGUCUUUGCUAGACUGUACUGUGAAAAUUUUCUAUGUGGACACUUUAAAGUUCUUCCUCUCAUUGUAUGGACACAGACUGCCUGUUAUAUGCAUGGACAUCUCUUAUGAUGGAAUGCUAAUAGCCACAGGCUCUGCUGAUAGGAAUGUGAAAAUCUGGGGUUUGGACUUUGGGGACUGUCAUAGGUCUCUCUUUGCGCAUGAUGACAGUGUGAUGUUCCUGCAGUUUGUACCUAAGUCUCACCUCUUCUUCACUGCGGGGAAAGACCGGAAGAUUAAGCAGUGGGAUGCAGACAAAUUUGAGCACAUACAGACAUUGGAGGGGCACCACCAGGAAAUAUGGUGUCUGGCUAUAAGUCCCAGUGGAGACUAUGUUGUAUCAUCAUCCCACGACAAAUCUCUGAGACUCUGGGAGAGAACGAGAGAGCCUCUUAUUCUUGAGGAGGAAAGGGAAAUGCAAAGGGAAGCAGAAUAUGAAGAGAGUGUAGCCAAAGAAGACCAACCAGCAGUUCCAGGGGAAACUCAAGGUGACAGUUACUUUACUGGAAAGAAAACUAUUGAAACAGUCAAAGCGGCCGAGAGGAUCAUGGAAGCCAUUGAGCUGUACCGAGAGGAAACUGUGAAAAUGAAAGAACACAAAGCCAUUUGUAAGGCUGCAGGAAAAGAGGUUCCUCGUCCCAUGAACCCCGUCCUAAUUGCUUAUGGCAAUAUUUCACCUUCAACUUACGUACUAGAGACUUUCAAAGGGGUCAAGUCAAGUGAGCUGGAAGAGUCUCUCCUCGUACUGCCUUUCUCUUAUGUUCCAGACAUUCUUCAGCUCUUUGAUGAAUUCAUCCAGAUGGGUUCUGAUGUUGAACUUCUGUGUCGGUGCCUUUUCUUCCUCCUCAGGAUUCACUUUGGCCAGAUCACCAGCAACCAGAUGCUUGUACCAAUAAUAGAAAAAUUAAAGGAAACAACCAUUUCAAAAGUCAGACAAGUCCAAGAUGUUAUUGGCUUUAACAUGGCAGGUCUUGAUUAUCUCAAGAGGGAAUGUGAGGCAAAAAGUGAAGUUAUGUUCUUUGCUGAUGCUACUAGCCACUUGGAAGAGAAGAAAAGGAAGAGGAGAAAUAGGAAGAAGAUGAUCUUAACAUUGACUUAAAACUGAGAUGUUGUGCCUUGUUGGUCUUCUCCUGAGAGAAGCUUGUAAGCUGAGCUGUGGAGGAGCUGGCAUCACCCUGAAAACACCAAGUGAAAUUUCAUGCUGAGGUAGCAAGCUUUGCUGGAGGGAAUUCCAGCAUGGCUGUAUGGUCUGGCUACUUUUUUGGGGCUUGAGAGUAUGAAUAGUUUAAAAAUCUUCUACUCUCGAGAGCUGAGGACUCUAAUAUUUUCCCUAAUAAAUUCUAUCGAGGAACCACCAAAGAUUGUUUUUUAAAUUAGCUAUUUGACAAACUCAAGUUGAAAUUAACAUUUCAAAAGUUUGUCAUAUUUUAGCCAGGCAUAGUGGUGCACUUCUUUAAUUCCAGCACUUGGGAGGCAGGGGUAUGAGGAUCACUAAGAGUUUAAGGCCACCCUGAGACUACAUAGUGAGUUCCAGGUCAGCCCCUCAGUGGGAUUGCUGGUAUUCACCAUGGAGUUGUAGUUUAUAAGUUAUGAGAGAGCAGGCAGUCAUUGUGUGUGGUGGGGGAGGGCAAUGCUUCUGGCUGUUCCCUCCCACCAUGUGGCUCUUACAUUUUUUCCCAACCCUCUGACAAAAUUCCCUGUGCCUUGGUGGUUGUUAACCAAGUGUAUAAGUGAUUGUGCUCUGCCCUAAAAACAGCACCAUGGACUUCUGGAGUUAAAAAGGAGUAUAGGGCUGGAGAGAUGGCUUAGCAGUUAAGGCAUUUGCCUGAGAAACCUAAGGAGCCAGGUUCAUUUCCCCAGUACCCAUGUAAAGCCAGAUGCACAUGGUGGCACAUGCAUGUGGAGUUCUUUGGCAGUGGCUGGAGGCCCUGGUGUGCCCAUUCUCACACUCUGUCUGCCUCGUUCUCUCUCACAGAAUGAAAUAAAUAACAAGGAGUAUAAAGAAUCUUUAAACCUCUUGCAGGUUGUUAAAUAUGUAUAUCGGAACAUAUUGUUAUUUGUAUGCUUUUUGGAAUAAAGUUUUUCUUUCUACUUAA